Molecule: messenger RNA, 2462 nt
Organism: Pomacea canaliculata
Lineage: Eukaryota; Metazoa; Mollusca; Gastropoda; Architaenioglossa; Ampullariidae
Exons: 9
Coding region: 127-741 (204 amino acids)
Source: RefSeq, a predicted model, not a curated record
CGACCUAAGCCUCAUUUCCUCCCGAGCUCGCAGCCAUCGAGUGGUUUUGCAAACAUAGUGCGAAUCGUAGCGGAUAAUUAAUUAACGGAUGUGUUUUGGAGACCGUAAUUUACAGAUAUUUCAGAAAUGAGUGGCAAAUCGACUCUGAAAUUUCUAAUUCCCGAGAGUUCAUGCCAGCGAGACUUUUCAGUCUUCGCUGUGUAUGCUGAUGGAACAAAAGACAAAGUUCUCCGUUGUGACUGGUUUGACAAGUACCUCUGUGACAAUGCUCCGGGAUAUACCCAUACAAUUGAAAACGACACCGCUCUAAUCACAGUGCCACGUGACUUGAAAAAGGAACCUGAAGUUUUUAUCUGUGAACCUUAUUUUCAACUUACCAACUUCACCAAAAGGUGCUUUUGCAAAAUGCAUGUACCAGCCAUUAUUAUCCCGGGACAGCCUGGCGGUGAUAGUCCUGAGCAGGUUGAUUUAAUCGGGGGCCUGAGCGUGCUCUCGGUCCUCUUGCUCCUGGUCCUGGUCGUGGUCGGGUUUUUAAUCUGCAAAUAUUGUCACAGACAAAACUCAUCAGAUUCCGAACAUGAUCGUAAUGUGAGGCCUAAUGAGCGUGAACCUUUGAAACAUCAAAAUUCUCGCCUUAAACCACCGAGGAUCGCUCAUUCCUACCCAGAUGUUGAGGAGGAGACAAGAAUACAAGUAUCCGAUCCCGAACGUAACAACAAAAGCAGAAGGGACACAAUAUAACUGUACAGAAAAUCCACCUUCUAGAACUGUUAACAUGAAAACAAACACGUCAGCUGUCCUCCAGACUUACAAAGAACAUUGAUGAGUUUGCCAACUUUCUUGUUGUGUGUUUUUAUCCAUUUUAUCGAUGAUGAUGACUGGAAUGGUGAUGGGAUUGGAAUGAUUUAUAUUUUUUAACAUACCAGGUGACUGUAACAUAAGAGUGUUUACAAUACAGAGACAGAGUGGAGGAAGAGAGAGAGAGACGUCCGUCUCUUUGCAAAUAAUUUUUAAAACUUGAGGACCUUUUUUUGAUACCAUUGUAUUACGGGAAAUACAAUCAGCUUUGUUUUUGCCUUCUUUGUAAGGUCCCAACAAAUUGCAACAAUCUGUAUGAUGUAAAUGCGCAGCUUUUUGUGAUGUUUUAAUAAGAUACUGGUAAAGCUGAAUGUUAAAGGUGUGUUCAGUGCCUGUACUUACAUACCUUAAUUGGUGUUUCGAAAAACCCAUUUGUAGGUUGACACAGGCUGCUGGUCUUUAGUAGACACCAAGUUCUCACCUUUGGCCCACAUACAUGUCCAUUAUCAAGCCAGCAUCUAGUCACAUCUUGUUGUGUGCUUUUAUGAAUUUGUACUGAACAUUAGUUCAUGUAAUUAUUACUGAAAUUAUUAUGUAGUGAUAACGAUGGUUCUUAAGAUAUAAGCAUGUCAUUGCCGUAGUAAGAAAACUGUUUUCAGCCCAACAGCUAUAGCUUCUAAGGAUAUUCGUGAAGUUAAAUGGGAAAGUUUUGUACCCAUCCAGAAAUGGAUAUAUAUAUAUAACAUAUUGAUUUUAAAUUAUGUUUAUCUUAAAAAAUGAUUUUUGUAUAAAAAUAACUCUUUCUAGGAUUUUUUUAGACUCACUAGUCUUCUGUGCUUGUAACCAUCUAGAAACAACUACAAGGUCAGGAUUAUUGCAUGCAUACUUAUUUAUAAAUGCUACGAACAAUGAAAAGAUGGAUGUACACUCACAGCUCCUAUAACAUUUUAUUGCUAAAAACCAACAAAGAUGGUUACCACAUAGAGUGCUGAUGAAUCAAAUGUUAGCAGGCAGUCAAACAUUUCCAGAAAAUUCUGGAUAAACAGACACUUCUAGCCUGCAUAAAAUAUCUACAUUGCUGUAAAUUUAAACUACAACAUUAAGUUAAAUAUGAUACAAUGGUUACCUUAAGUAGAAAUAAGGACAGACAGUCACAUUACACACUGACAAUACACAAGAGCAUUUGAAAACAUUAAAUGAACAAACUACUUUAAGACCAUGUUUAAUUCUUUUAAUGUUUCGUGCUUUAAAGCAUAUGUGUAUAUAUAAUGGAAAUAUGUUCAUUAAUUUGUAUAUAAGUCUUUCAAAUGUCAAAUAAUGCAUUUUUUCAACAGUGCUUUAGAAAAUAGACAUGCUAAUAUUGGUCAGCAUACCACUUUCUGUUUAUGUGGUUCAAUAUACGCCUUGCUUGUAAUGUUGUAGUACAGGUUUUUUAAAUCUCGUGUAUAUACUACUGCUUUGGAGUACUAUAGCCAUUGCCUCUAAGAGCCUUAUGAAGGGAUGUGUAUAAUACACAUAAAUGUAUGUUUGUGUGCUGAAAUCAACACAUUUGCUGUGUGUUUGUUUUGCGUAUGUUAAUCUGUAUUUAAUGCAUGAUUUCUUGUACGAAGAUUGUUUGGCCAUUAUAACAAAAGAAAAUAAAGAAGCUUUUAUUGAAGUCUAAA